This is a messenger RNA of Brienomyrus brachyistius, 2189 nucleotides long. It is a transcript of the gene epoa, whose product is annotated as erythropoietin a. The transcript is spliced from 5 exons. Bases 589 to 1143 code for a protein of 184 amino acids. Lineage: Eukaryota; Metazoa; Chordata; Actinopteri; Osteoglossiformes; Mormyridae. Gene Ontology annotation, molecular function: hormone activity; erythropoietin receptor binding; cytokine activity. Gene Ontology annotation, biological process: nucleate erythrocyte development. Gene Ontology annotation, cellular component: extracellular region. The record is from RefSeq and is a predicted model, not a curated record.
GGGGGCCACACACACAGCGCAGGCACCGCCGCUACAUACACACACCCCGCUGACCAACAACCUGACAUCUCACUUCUGCAAAAGACAAAGGUGUCCUAACGAUUUGUCACUCUUGCAAAGUGCAGUACAGACCAAAGAGGCUAGUCUCAUAUUUAACUGAAAUAGAUAAAUUUAUUUAUAAUCUCUUUAGUUUUAAAUGGGCCUAUAAGAUCCUAAGGAGAAAGUAUACGUCUGAAUCGUCACUUAGAUACGACCAAAGAGAAUAUUCUGUAAAUUCUUCUGUUUAUUUUUUGCUUAAAUUCUGAGUUUUGAUUAAUUUUGUUUAGAUACUUCGUGAACAGCAAUGGAAAAAAUAACGCUUACUCAAAAUAGAGGAAGUGCUUCAAACAAUCAUCACCAGACAAUGCGAUUUUAUUGUUGUUGUCAUCGAUAAAAAAAAAUCAAACGAAUGGCUUUCAGAAACACCUACCGGAUAAGUGCAAACUCUGCGAGAAAUCCUUUAAAGAGCUUCAGCUUCAAUUAAUGGCCGAUAGACUGACCAAUGGGCGGUAAGACGUGGGACCCGUGAGAGACUAUGUGGAUUCCGACAUGGAGAUACCCCGUGUAGGACUCGUCGCUGUGCUGUUGAUGGUUCUGGAGUGGAUCCAUUCGGGUCUGCCCUCUCCGCUGAGACCCAUCUGUGACCUGCGAGUGCUGGACCGUUUCAUCAACGAAGCUCGGGACAUGGAGGUCACCAUGCGGAGCUGCAGUGUCGGGUGCAGCCUAGUGGAGCCUCUGUCAGUACCCCUGACCAGUGUCGACUUUGCCGUCUGGGAGAAAGAAAACGCCCAGAAGCAAGCUCAGGAGGUGCAGGCGGGCCUGUGGCUGCUUUCUGAGGCCAUCAGCGUGGUCCGGGCCUCAGUCACCAGUGCGAUGCUGCAGAGCUUGCUGGACAACAGCCAUAGCAACCUACACAGCAUCCGGCAGGUGAUACGCAGCCUCAACUUUCAGGAAUACAUCCCUCCAACAGGUGGCACUGCCCACGAGGAAACGUGGCGCGUGUCCUCCAUGGCCGAGCUGCUCCGCGUCCACAGAAACUUCCUGAGUGGCAAAGUGCGCCUCCUGCUGAAAUCAGCGGCAGCCUGUCACCGAGAUGGCAGCUGAUCAGCGCUCCUGGGGACGGGUGGGGCCAGCUGAUUGCAGCGCUGCAUUGAAUAGGAUGGGUCCUAGCGCAGGCCCGAUGGAUCUCCAGAGCAAUGGACAGACAGUACAGCAGGGGGCAGCCUUCAGAUGGACCAGCCCAGAAUCAAAGGAUGAGAAAAAUCCACAUAAACUGAAAACUAGGACAGCAUGCUGUGCUUGUAGCACUAAACUGGAUGAACUAAACUGAGGGAAUGUGAACAUUCGUGUGUCUGAUGGUCACGUAACUCGCCAUUUUAUGCCAAGCACCUCAGACGUACAUAAGGUCACAUACAUGUUACUGCGAUAGUGGACGCCUUUCUGGACUAAUGCCCCGCACUCACCAUGCCCAUGUGACAGCACAGCCAACCUAUCAUUGCACAGAGACUGACCACACUCAGCUACCCUCACCUCCCCUGUCGCUCAUAGCAACCCUACCUACAUGUCUGUUUCUGAAUGUACAUUAUGUCACAUUUAUAAGACAAUCAUUUAUAUAUAUUCCUGCCUGUCUGGGAGCCAAGAGCGUGAAUGCUGAGGGUGGUGUUCAAGCAGGGAGCAUGUCUCUGGGUGUCCUUAGCAAGUUCACAGGGACAAAAGACUGGAAGCAGGGAGGCUAGAGUCGGGUUCAGUCAGGGUGAUGGUGAGGCCUACGUGAGAACGCCGGAGCAUGCAUCUGACUCACGGAGACAAACUCCCACCGAUAACACGGCUGCCUGGAAAAACAGCGAAGGACAUCCGGCAGAUCCAUCCCUCUGACCUGGUCCAUCUCACAGACGCUGGUUCAUCUCCCCCAAUGAUGGGAACCGCUGAGUUUUCUGGACCUUAAAGAAACUUUGUUUGUCCUGUUUUGUACGAUAUUGUUUUGCUCUCGUUUCCUUUUUUGAUGCCUCUCAAUCAGGCUUUGUCACGAUGCAAAUAUUUUGAAGGAUGUUUGUAUAGUUUUUUCCUGUUUUUUUCUUCUUUUAUCACAGAGCUAUUUGGUAUUUAAAUUCAAAAUAUUAUUCUUAGAUAAAAAAGAUGAAUGACAACCA